CCAGUUGGGGAUGAUAUGUUUCAUUGGCAAGCCACAGUUAUGGGACCUAGUGACAGUCCAUAUCAAGGCGGUGUAUUCUUUUUGACAAUUCAUUUUCCUACAGACUACCCCUUCAAACCACCUAAGGUUGCAUUUACAACAAGAAUUUAUCAUCCAAAUAUUAACAGUAAUGGCAGUAUUUGUCUCAAUAUUCUAAGAUCACAGUGGUCUCCUGCUUUAACUAUUUCUAAAGUUCUUUUAUCCAUUUGUUCACUGCUAUGUGAUCCAAACCCAGAUGACCCCCUAGUGCCAGAGAUUGCACGAAUAUAUAAAACAGACAGAGAUAAGUACAACAGAGUAUCUCGGGAAUGGACUCAGAAAUAUGCCAUGUGAUGCUACCUUAAAGUCAGAAUAACCUGC
Messenger RNA from Dama dama (fallow deer), 399 nucleotides. RefSeq names its product ubiquitin-conjugating enzyme E2 D3-like. Bases 16 to 372 code for a protein of 118 amino acids. The transcript has a single exon. Gene Ontology annotation, cellular component: nucleus. Gene Ontology annotation, molecular function: ubiquitin conjugating enzyme activity. The record is from RefSeq and is a predicted model, not a curated record. Lineage: Eukaryota; Metazoa; Chordata; Mammalia; Artiodactyla; Cervidae. Gene Ontology annotation, biological process: ubiquitin-dependent protein catabolic process; protein polyubiquitination.